This is a messenger RNA of Daphnia magna, 2180 nucleotides long. RefSeq names its product protein-L-isoaspartate O-methyltransferase domain-containing protein 1. NCBI's taxonomy places the organism in Eukaryota, Metazoa, Arthropoda, Branchiopoda, Diplostraca, Daphniidae. Gene Ontology annotation, cellular component: cytoplasm. Gene Ontology annotation, biological process: protein modification process. Gene Ontology annotation, molecular function: protein-L-isoaspartate (D-aspartate) O-methyltransferase activity. The record is from RefSeq and is a predicted model, not a curated record. The coding region runs from base 338 to 1882 and encodes 514 amino acids. The transcript is spliced from 5 exons.
AAGAGAUAAUUUCCAACAAAACAUUACCAUUUCGUCGUCGUCGGUAUUGUGUUUGUAAUACCUCAAAACGAUUCCAUCUGCGUCAAAUUAAAUCGCAGCUGAAUUUUAUUUUACCUGUUUUGCGGUAUAUAGUAGCUGUUACGCUACUUCUACAGUUUAGUGCCAGAUCUUGUUCGCUACGUUAUCUAAGUGACAGUUGCGUAGGAAAAUAAACGUUACGCCAAUUAAGCUUAUCUCGUGAAAAAAUUCUUAAGCGUUGGCUUCAGUUUUGUAGCAGUCUUUUUUUUGCAGUCUUUUUUUUUUUACAGCAAAGGAAACGUAACUCAAGUAUAAAAAAAUGGGUGGAGCAGUAAGCUCAGGAGAAAAUAAUGAUGCCCUUGUGGAUAAUCUCAUCCGUGCUGACUACAUGAAGUGUCCCGAGGUUGAACGUGUUUUCAGGGUAGUUGACAGAGCAUUCUACUACACAGAUGAAGACAAACAAACAGCAUAUAAAGAUUUAGCUUGGAAAAACAAAAAUUUGCAUUUGUCAGCACCAUGUAUAUAUUCUCAAGUUAUGGAAAGUCUGGAACUCAAAGAAGGAAUGAGUUUUCUCAACUUGGGCAGUGGGACAGGAUAUCUUAGCACGAUGGUUGGGUUGAUUAUAGGUUCAAGAGGUGUCAAUCAUGGGCUGGAAAUACACCAGGAAGUUAUUGACUACGCUCAUGAAAAGCUGCAAGCGUUCAUCAAGGGAAAUUCUGCGAUAGACGAGUAUGAUUUCUGUAUUCCCCAGUUCGAACAAGGCAACUGCUUGUCGUUGGCUGCAACUGAUCGGCGAUAUGAUCGUAUCUAUUGUGGUGCGGCUUGCCCUGAAGUAUAUAAUAAUUACAUCAAGCAGCUUGUCGAUAUUGGAGGAAUACUAGUCAUGCCCGUGAACGAUGAACUACUACAAAUCCGUCGAACCGAUGAAAAUUCGUGGUCAGUUAACCGCGUGCUACCAGUUUCUUUCUCUUCUCUAAUACUCCCACAACAAGAAUUCGUCGAAGACACCGUCCUACCCCCCAUAAAUCCAUAUAGCCUUCAGAACCUUUGUCGAAUUCGCAUACGUUCAGUACUUCGGCAAAAAGUAAGCGCAGAGCAUCCUGAUUUGUGGCAUCGUAGCCGAAAGCAACCAAAGGAAACGAAGAGGCCCGUUAUGCGUCGUUGCGUUGUACCUUUGUUUGCAAAUACUGACAGCGAUAGUGAUUCCCAGGAUGAAAUUGAACCGGCGGAAGCCGCAGAAAUGUCGUCGAAUGAUUCUUCUGAACAUCAUUCUAUACCCCCUAAUAAUGAAGAAACAUCAAUGGAUCGACGGGCUGGAGUGCGAUCAGCUGAGUCGUUAAGCGAUUCCGAAGAUGUGGGCGCUAAAACGAAGCGGGAAAAAUUUGAUAGCGGUGUUAGCGAUCUCCUAGAGUCUGGUAGUGACGGAAGUUCCUCUUCUUGUAAUCAGUCCCCAGCCGGGGAAUCAUCUGCCAGACCGUCGUCAGUUUCUGAGCGCAACUCCUCAAUCAGCGGUGGUGCAAUGGCGGCUUCUACGGAGAGCGAAAACGUAACUACGAUGCCUGAAGAAGCAGGAAGACAAGUUAGAACUCGAGGUCCUCGACCAGGAAUCCGACUUAUUACGCAUUCUCUCCGUGCAGAAGAGAGAGAACGAGCUGCCUUGCUCAUAUUUGAAAGCCAUAUGGAUGCCGAGGAAACUUCCGGUUCAGAUGGAGAUGAAGGAGCAGUUAGCGACACAAACGAGUCACCCGAUUGCAGUCGUGUAACUCCACCGGAAGACUAUUCCUAUUACAUGAAGCGUAGUUUGAUGGAAAUUCCACUUCCUUUCAAGCUAAAAUCGUUUUUGAACUACGAUCGUGCUUUUUGAUCAAAAUUGGAGGCAAAAAAGCCAAGAUUCUCUAUCAAUAUGUAUUUUCAUCAAUUAUUUCUUUUUUUAUUACCUUUGAAUUAUCACUUUUUAGCCUUGUAUAACCCGUAUUGUAAUGAUAAAGGCAAAAAAAAUGAUUACAGCAAAAAGUUAUUCUAGUUACGUCAUAACGAUUGGUCAAAUCGUAAAUUGGAACGUGUGUUUCGGAAGUUGAUAUACACGUAUUCGAACAGUAUCUGUUAAACUAAAUUGUUCAAAUGUCAAAUUGUUGAUUCAAAUAUAUGGGUAGGGUAUCUCA